Molecule: messenger RNA, 1665 nt
Organism: Chenopodium quinoa (quinoa)
Lineage: Eukaryota; Viridiplantae; Streptophyta; Magnoliopsida; Caryophyllales; Amaranthaceae
Product: probable BOI-related E3 ubiquitin-protein ligase 2
Exons: 2
Coding region: 498-1343 (281 amino acids)
Molecular function (GO): ubiquitin-protein transferase activity
Source: RefSeq, a predicted model, not a curated record
AAAAUGUCCUUUUCGCACCUCAAAUAAAUCAAAACUUGACCUACUGCCUUUCCUCUAUGACUGAUUGACUGUCACAAUAUCUGCAUGUGUACGUCGUCGUCGUCUUAUUUUCUCUCUCCUCCUUUUUUUACUUUUUAUUUUUACUAAUUUAAUUUACCCAUCAAAACAACGUUAAAAUCUGAUCGAUUUCUUUCUUUUCUAAUUUAAUAUUUUUUUCCUUUCUGUCAGCAUUUUUAUUUACAUUAUUAUUAUUAUUAUAUUAUUAUUACUCCCUAUAAUCCUUCCUUAUCUGCUUCACUUUUGCCUUAUAAAAGAACACCAAAAAUAUUAGUCAUGAAAUCUUUGCUCUUUGCUCCCCCUCCUCUUCUUCCUCUCAUAUCAUAACCUACCCCCGCAAUAUCAUUGCUUUGGCGGAACUUGAUUUGAUUUUAUAAAACCUCUCCGUAAAAAAAACUAAACCACCCACAUCUCUCUAAUCUCAUUUUUUUUCUUAUAGAAUGGCGGUUGAGACUGAAUUUUUCUCAGAAAAUCUGGGUUUUUCUCAAAGUAAUAUGAUACCAACAUUUCCCAAUCUCUCUAAUCCUAUUCAAAAUCACCGACGGCUACCUCAAACGCAACCGCAGCGAUACCGUUUCGAGCCCGGAAUGGGAAUGGGGUAUAACAACGUUGGUAAUAAUCAAGGAAUUGGUUCUUCUUCUACUGCAACAACUGCUGUUUCUGAGAAUUCUUUGCCUUUUUCUGCUUUGCUUGAUAAACAUAAGCGUGAAAUUGAUCUUUAUCUCCAUGCCCAGGGAGAAAGACUGAAGCAAGCAUUACACCAACAAAAAAGGCAGCAAAUGCAGUAUCUUAUAAACACCUUUGAGUCAAGAACAAUGUCAAUAAUGAAAGAAAAAGAUGAAAAACUUGAAAAAUUAAGGGGGAAAACAAAGAUGCUAGAAGAAUUCUUGAAAAAAUCAGAACAAGAAACAGAGAUGUGGCAGAGUAUUGCAAGGGAGAAACAAGAAAUGGUGAUUGAACUAAACAAUAUGCUCUUUGUAAUCCAGCAAAACCUCGCCUUUUCGACACCGCCUCGAAACGACAUUGUUAAUGGUAAUCAUGGUGUUGAAGAUGAUGCAGAGAGUGUCAAUGAAUGUGAAGCUAUUGACAAGAAUGAUAUAGCUAUUCAAGAAAAUCAUCAAGAAGUAAAUAGAAAGAUGGUUUGCAAAUGGUGUAAUAGUGGAAAAUUGUGUGUUGUAUUUCUGCCCUGUAAACAUCUUUGUUGCUGCAGAAACUGUGAGUCUGUUCUUGGGUUGUGUCCUGUUUGUUACUCUGCUAAACAGGAUAGUGUGGAAGUAUUCUUCUAAAAAAAUCCAAAAAAAAAAGAAAUAAAAAAUUUAAAUAAAUAAGUAAUUAGUGUUUUUUUUUUUAGACUUAAAAUUAGGAGUAGGUUUAAUUUAGUAGUGGUUGUAUUUUGUUUGUACAAAAAAGGACAGCCCCAAAUUUUGUUUGUCUUUGUUCUUUUUAGGGGCCAUUUUAGUUUUGGUGGAUGUGGAAAUGAAAUGAUGGUGAUGACUGAUGUAAACUUUUGUGAAACUGUUGCAUUGACGGAGAAAAAGUUUUUCUUAGUACUUGUAUUGGAAUUUUGUGUCCUCUUUUCCAUAAAUUUUGAUUUUUGGUUGGGGGGGG